Molecule: messenger RNA, 474 nt
Organism: Acanthosepion pharaonis
Lineage: Eukaryota; Metazoa; Mollusca; Cephalopoda; Sepiida; Sepiidae
Source: the annotation of a GenBank genome assembly
AUGCAUACAUAUAUCUUACUCCCAAUCUAUCUAUCUAUCUAUCUAUCUAUCUAUAUUUACCACGUUUCGACUUCUAUUCGGCCUCGGUUCGACACCGUUUCGACUUCUGUUCGACAUCUAUUCGGCCUCGGCUCCGGUCUCGAUGUCGCCUCGAUUCGACCUUUGCUCGGCCGCUGUUCGACUUCUUUUCGGCCUCCAUUUGGCCUCGGUUCGACACCGUUUCAACUUCUAUUUGGCCUCGGUUCGACACCGUUUCAACUUCUAUUCGGCCUCGUUUUGGCCUCGGUUCGACCUUUGUUCAGCCUCGGACAACUUCUAUUCGGCCUCGACCACGAUGUGGCCUCGGUUCGACCUCUAUUCAGCCUCACUUCAAACUCUGUUCGGUCUCAAUCCGACCUCUUUUCAGAUUCGGUUCGGUCUCAGUUUGAUCUCAGUCAGCCUUGGAAGCAACUGCAAAAGUUGAGUUCAUCCUAG